Messenger RNA from Macadamia integrifolia, 1349 nucleotides. RefSeq names its product F-box/LRR-repeat protein At3g48880. The record is from RefSeq and is a predicted model, not a curated record. The transcript is spliced from 4 exons. NCBI's taxonomy places the organism in Eukaryota, Viridiplantae, Streptophyta, Magnoliopsida, Proteales, Proteaceae. Gene Ontology annotation, molecular function: protein binding. The coding region runs from base 163 to 1227 and encodes 354 amino acids.
CGAACUGAGCUGUUUUCUCCGCAUUUGUCCGUUACAAGUGGGAGUUUCAGUAAUUAAAUCCUGGAUUUUUUUUUAGAUUUUAGAAUUCGAGACAGAGAAAGAAAGAACGUCGAGACUCCAGAAGAUGGGUUGAAGACUCUGAAAGUAAUAGUGACUUCUGGUAUGCGAAGUUACGAUCUCUUCCAGAAUUGUAAUUACAGUGUUCGUCUCCCACCAAGCACAGUCAUUAGUCAGACUGAAAGAGAUCUUUGGGUGGUGUUAAAGAUGGAAGAGUACUCAUCAGAGAGGAGAUGGGAGGAUAUGGAACUUGAUAUACUGGUGAGGAUUUUCAAGACAUUUAAUAUCAUUGAGCUGACUUCAGGCAUUUCCCGAGUUUGUAGCACAUGGCGCUUGGCUUGUUCAGAUCCAAUGCUUUGGAAGACUCUUGAUUUGGGGUUGUUGAGGUCUAAUUACAUUAAAAUCCCUUCAGCACCAUUUGUUUGGGUAUCUGAUAGCUCAGAUAGGAGAUUGAUGCGGUUGUUGAAGGUUGCACUUGGUCUCAGCCAUGGAUCCAUUACUUGUUUGAUUUUCCAUUUUAAUCUGUAUCUGAAAGAUGAGCACUUGAUCUAUACGGCUGAAAGGUGCCCAGGGCUCAAACGGCUGGUUCUUCCUGCUUGGAAUCGAAUUACUAAGGGUGGAAUCCGUAAAGCUAUCCGCAUAUGGGAAGAUCUUGAAUCAAUGACAAUGCCCAGCAUUGGCUAUCCCCCUUACAUCAUGGAAGAAAUUGGUAAGAGCUGCAAGAAUUUCACUGAGCUCAAGCUGAUGGGUCCUUGUGACAUCAUAUUUGCAUCAACCUUAGCCACUUGGCUUCCCAAACUGAAAGUCUUGAGUUUGCGGUGCUCUAUGUUGACCAAGGAAGUUUUGAUCUCGAUCUUGGACUCCUUGAUGGAUUUGGAGGUACUCAAUAUCUCUCACUGCAUGUUGAUUGAAGUCCCUGAGCCCCCGGCCUCCAAAAGAGUUCUUAGAGAGCUUGAUGAGACAAUCAUUGAGAAGGCGUCCCGGUUACGAGAAUUCUACUUUUGCUUAGAAGAUUCAUGCAUCAUGUGUCAACGUAUGAAAGCUGAUGAAGGUCUCAUUAGGUGGUACAAGUACGAGGAGUGGUCGUGGCGUGUAGACGAAGUUAGCUCCCUUUCACUUGCAAUGGAGCAGCAUGUUGAGGUUGCUGGUGGUGGUAUUGUACUGAGUUAAGUAACAUGUAAUGUGGUCUAUGUACAAUUUACUCUGUGUAAAAUAAAUGCUCAAGCCAGUUUUCCUUCAUGGCCCAUGUACAACAAAGAGAAAUAAUGUAUUAUUAACUCUCUUUUCUUGUA